GCACUAAACUCCAAGGGCAAGAACCGCGUGCUCGGCCGGCUGUAUAGGCGCCGGGUGCUACUAGAGUACUGGUAGCGUUACCCGCCAAGCUCAAGCCAGUAGCAUCUCUUCUCUUGGUUGCAUCGGCUUCACCGAGGAGGACACCAGAAGGAUGGGCGCGAGCCGUCUCGAGCAAACCAAUGCUCUCUUCAGGAAAAAUCUCGCGAUCCAGAGGCGCGCGUGCAAGACGAACUGCUGCCUGAUCCUGUUCCCGCUGCUCCUAUGCUCAGUCAUCGGAGGCAUGCAGAUUGCCAUCAACCGUGCAUUGUCGACGGAAGGCCCAACUCAUUUCGAUUGUGGGUGCAGCAAUGUCAGCAUAGACGAGAACGCACUAGGAGGCAUGGAAUGCCCAGACGGGUGCCCGUUGCCUCGUGCGCCCAAAUGGCCUCCUGUUUUGCAGAUUCCAGUGCCCGAAUACCGGGCGGUCAAAGACGGGCUCUUCCCGUUCAGCGAUCUCCCAGACGCGUCAUGCAGAGCCGCAGGGUCUUGCGCGGCAACGUUUCUUGUGACCGGCGGCAACCAGUCGUUUGUAGGAAGUGUGAUGGACAACAUGUUACCUGCUCAUAAUGCUUCAGUGAACCUGUCGGCCGACGUUUCUGCACUAGCUGAAUUUGUUCUGGCAGCUGAUGGGUAUUCUUCUGUGCCAAUGACAUAUUUUUAUGGACCUGGAGCUAGCACCUUUCUUCAGAACAAAUGCGUUCCAAACCUGACACUUUCUUUUGCAUUUCAAGAUGGCAAUCAAACUGAGACUCGAGAUGUGCAAUGCACGGAAGGAUUAAUGCUCUGGCGCAACAGUUCGUGGCUCAUUAGUGAUGAACUAUAUAGAGGUUAUUACCAAGGGAAUAAUAAGAACAAGACCAAUGAAAUAGUUGCAGCGUAUGACUUCUUAAGUUCUGAUCAGGCCAACUUUAACUUGGUCAUCUCAUAUAACUCAACAAGCAAGUUUGAUGAUUACUAUGAAGCAGAUAUCCCUCUUAUUCUUAAUCAAGCAGGAUCAUUGCAAGUACCUAGAUUGGUUCAAGUUCCACGAUUAACUAAUAUGGCCUCAAAUGCAUACCUUCAUUUGAGGGGAAAUGGUCUCAAGAUGUCAUUCGAUUAUGUCAAAGAAAUGCCUAGAUCAGCUAGAUACCCGGGUCAGUUUGAUAUAUCUCCAUUAAUAGGUCAGCUGCCUUUUGUAUGGACUAUGGAGCUUCUUUUUCCGGUAAUUUUAACCAUCCUUGUAUACGAGAAGCAAAAGAAGCUAAGGAUAAUGAUGAAGAUGCAUGGUCUUGGAGAUUUGCCAUAUUGGACUAUAUCAUAUUGCUAUUUUCUUCUAUUGUCACUGCUUUAUGUGCUGUCCUUCAUUCUAUUCGGUUCUGUCCUUGGUUUAAGAUUCUUCCGUCAGAAUAACUACGGCAUACAGUUUGUGUUCUACUUUACUUACAUGAACUUGCAAAUUUCAUUUGCAUUUCUUAUGGCAACAUCCUUCUCUAGUGUGAGGACAGCUACUGUGCUAGGAUAUUUUUACAUAUUUGUGUCCGGCCUUUUAGGAGAAUUUUUGUUCAGACCCUACGUUGAAGAUAUUUUGCUCUCAAGAAGCUGGAUCACACUUAUGGAACUUUUACCUGCAUUUUCGCUGUACCGCAUUGUCUAUGAGUUUUCACAAGCUGCACUGCUUGGGAAUUAUAUGGCCUCCUCCGGGAUGCAGUGGAUCGACAUGAGUGAUCCUAAAAAUGGAAUGGCAAGUGUUUUAACCAUAAUGGUACUCGAAUGGCUUCUCUUCCUUUUAUUAGCAUUCUAUUUGGAUCACUUUGGUUCCUUACAAAAUGGAUUGAGAAAAGCAACAGCACAUUUUCGCUCCCGCUUAGAUAGGAACUGUUUUCAAGCUGCUCAACAGCAGAAUGUACAGCUUCAAGAGUUCAGAGGUGUUGAAAUGGAGCGAGCGGAUGUUAUCAAAGAGAGAGAGAUAGUUGAUCAACUCUUACAAGAAUCCAAUAGUAGUUAUUCAGUCAUAUGUGACAACAUCAAGAAAGUGUAUAGUGGAAAAGACGGAAAUGCAGAGAAAUUUGCCGUUAGAGGGAUAUCGCUUUCUCUGUCACAUGGCCAGUGUUUUGGUGUUCUUGGUCCAAAUGGUGCUGGAAAAACCACUCUUAUUAACAUGCUGACUGGAUUUACUAAACCUACAUCUGGCACCGCGUAUAUUGAAGGAAUGGACAUACGAGCAGACAUGGGCCGAAUUUAUACAGGAAUUGGUGUUUGUCCACAGGACGACUUGCUAUGGGAAACACUGACCGGUCGAGAGCAUUUGAUGUUCUAUGGCAGGCUUAAGAAAUUGAAGGGUGCAACAUUAGCUGAGGCCAUUGAACAGUCUUUGAGAAGUGUGCGUUUGUUUGCCGGUGGUGUUGCUGAUAAGCUUGUGGGGAAAUACAGUGGGGGUAUGAAACGUCGCCUCAGCGUUGCGAUCUCUCUAAUUGGUGAUCCGAAGGUUGUUUUUAUGGAUGAACCAAGUUCUGGCUUGGAUCCAGCAUCAAGGAAAGACUUGUGGAAUGCUGUGAAGUCUGCCAAACAGAAUAUGACAAUAAUUCUCACAACGCAUUCAAUGGAAGAAGCCGAAGUUUUAUGUGACCGGAUAGGAAUAAUCGCCGACGGUAGCCUGCAGUGCAUUGGGAAUUCUAAAGAGCUGAAAGACAGAUAUGGAGGCUCAUGUGUACUCACCGUAACAACUGCGGCCGGCAACGAGGAAGAGGAUGGGGUGGAGAGACUAGUCCAGUCCAUCUCGCCUGCGGCGAAUAGGGUGUACCGCAUCUCUGGGACGCAGAAAUUCAACAUGCCGAAGCAGGGGAUGAAGAUCUCUGAAGUGUUCCAGGCCAUGGAGCAUGCAAAGAGCAGGCUGAACAUCCUUGCCUGGGGCCUGGCUGAUACGACGCUGGAAGAUGUGUUCAUCAGAGUUGCCAAGGAGAGUGACAUAUCCACUGUUACCUGAUUGAUCGCAGAAAGUUAUCUGAGGGUUUCAAGUUGAAAUAUAUUGCAACAGAUAAAACUUGGUUCAUCUGUAACAGAUAAAGAACUACUGCAACAUGAAUAAAUAUCUGUUGCAACAAAAAGGACGGCAUGGGGCAACAAAUAAGAUGGCCUUUAAAAUA
Molecule: messenger RNA, 3161 nt
Organism: Phragmites australis (common reed)
Lineage: Eukaryota; Viridiplantae; Streptophyta; Magnoliopsida; Poales; Poaceae
Product: ABC transporter A family member 8-like
Exons: 18
Coding region: 152-3001 (949 amino acids)
Biological process (GO): lipid transport; transmembrane transport
Cellular component (GO): membrane; intracellular membrane-bounded organelle
Molecular function (GO): ATP hydrolysis activity; ABC-type transporter activity; ATP binding
Source: RefSeq, a predicted model, not a curated record